GCCACCUCAGCUAAAAGUAAAACCCUGACCCAGUGUAAGUAUGGAGUCUUUCCUCAAGUCCCCGAUGAAACUUGUACUUUUGACGGCAUGGCUCUCCAGUCUGAUGGACCCAUGCAGCCUCUCUAACAUUUGUGAGUCGUGCCAUGAAUUCGCAACCUGCAAGACCCUGAACGGAUCGAAGGAUGCCUGUUUCUGUAAGCAUGGAUACACCGGGGACGGGACCACCUUUUGCCAUGAUGACAACGAGUGCCAGAACGUGACGAAUAUCUGCGGGGAGAAGGGGAACUGCACCAACACGGAUGGCAGCUACUACUGCACAUGUGUUCCCGGUUAUGAGUCCACUGGACUGACCCAGUUCCAGCCCAACGACGGCACCGAGUGCUCCGAUGUGGAUGAGUGUGAGACGGGGCAGAUCUGCGGCCCCUUCGCCCUCUGUCACAACACACAUGGCUCCUUCUACUGCACCUGCCAGCGAGAUUACAUCCCCAGCUCUGGAGAUAAACACUUCCAUCCACACAAUGGUGAUAGAUGUAAAGAGCACCCCCAAAAAAACUGCCACGACAACAACGGCUGUAUCCUACAGACGGUCAACAAAACCCUUGAACAUAUGAGAAACUUGACGGAGCCUCAGAGUCUGCUGGAGGAGAUUGCCCAGCAAACGUCCGGCGAUCUGACAUCGGUGGAUGUGAUCUCAUACGUGGAGACCUUGUCUCGGUCCGCGGCAAUGCUGAGUGACAGGCAGAAGGAACACAUCACCACACCCACCAUUAUCAACUCAACUCUGACUAAACUGGUGAAAGCCGUCAAUAACCUGGUGGAGAAGGAUGAGCUGGUGGCUUGGAGCAGAAUGAAAGAGGAGCGACGGGAGCACACCAUCACCAAACUGCUCCACACCCUGGAGCAGAGCACCUUGGCACUGACCAGCCACCUCCAAACUCAGACGGAGCUCCAAAUGAGAGCCAGUGAUAUGGAGCUGAAGCUCCUCAACGUUGAUGUGGGUAAGACGACGUCCAGGAUCUCUGUGUCUCUGGGAGGAGAUCAGAUCAGCCUGAGUCCCAAAUCCAGAGCAGAGGAAGGUGGAAACGAAAGUGUGUCGGUGGUGUUUGUGCGGUAUGACACCAUCGGGGACAUCAUGAAGCCCACCGUGGACCCCGGCGUCACCGACUACUCACGCUACGCGGGAUCAGGCGAAAUCACAGUCAAUUCCCAAGUCAUCGCCGCAGCCAUCAAACCUGCUGCCAUUUACCAGCUUGACCACAUCACCUUCACCCUGCAGCACAACAAGCCCAUAGACACUGAAGCUGAUGUGACCAAAUGUGCUUUCUGGGAGUACGAGCUGGCGAGCCUGCAGGGCCGCUGGGCCACGCACGGCUGUCGGAGAGUUCACGUCAACAGCAGCGCCACCACCUGUUCCUGCAACCACCUUACACACUUCGCUAUACUGAUGUCGUCGGGACGGGCCAACCUCGUGGCUCACUACAACGUUCUGACCUCUAUCACGCUGCUGGGAAUGAUCAUCUCGCUCAUCUGCCUGUCGCUGUGCAUCUUCACCUUCUGGUUCUUCAGCGAGAUCCAGAGCACCAGAACCACCAUCCACAAGAACCUCUGCUGCAGCCUCUUCAUGGCUGAGUUCAUCUUCCUUGUCGGCAUCAACAUGAACACCCAUAAGCUCUUCUGCUCCGUCAUUGCGGGCCUUCUUCACUAUUUCUUCUUGGCUGCCUUUGCCUGGAUGUGUAUCGAGGGGAUCCAUCUGUACUUGAUAGUCGUUGGCGUCAUCUACAACAAGGGCUUCCUGCACCGCAACUUCUACAUCUUCGGCUAUGGAAGCCCGGCGGUGGUGGUGGCCAUCUCGGCAACGCUGGGCUCCAAGUACUAUGGCACCAGUAAAGUGUGUUGGCUGAGCACCGAAAACAACUUCGUCUGGAGUUUCAUCGGGCCGGCGUGUCUGAUAAUCCUGGUAAAUCUCUUGGCUUUCGGGGUAAUCAUCUACAAAGUGUACCGUCACACGGCUGUGAAGAAGCCAGAAAUCAGCCACUACGAAAACAUCAGGUCCUGUGCCCGCGGCGCCCUGGCCCUCCUGUUCGUGUUGGGCGCCACGUGGACCUUCGGUGUGCUGCACAUCCUGAAUGAGACCGUCCUCACCGCAUAUCUCUUCACCAUUGCCAACACCUUCCAAGGAAUGUUCAUCUUCAUCUUCCUGUGUGUCCUAUCCAGAAAGGUCCAGGAGGAAUAUUACAGGCUAUUCAAGAAUGUGGCAUGUUGUUUCGAAUGCCUGAGAUAAACCGAUGUGACCGACGCUCAGUCCUCUGUAACUACACAAUAGUCUUACAGUGCUGCCGUAAUCUGUUUCUCGUGCUUUGAAAAUGGACGGUCAACACAUAAUUCAUUUGAGGGAAUGGUAAAGAACAAUUUUAAUGUAGCAGCAGUAAUCUGCAAAUAUUUUAUUUUCCUUUUUUUAAAGACUGUCCUUGUGUAUAUCAUUUGUAUUGUAAUUUGCUAAUUAUCUUUUUUCAGAUAAUAUAAAUAUUGUCUUGCCUAAAUCUUUCCCAACCUACUCUGGAACUCAGGAGGUUGUUGUCAGGCUAACUUCACAUUUUCUCUAUAUUCUGGUUUAACUUAUUCCCAUCGUAGACACUGAGGUUACUCUCCGCUUCUGAUACCCUGCCCAUGUCCUCACUGUUUGUUAAAUCCUUCUCUGUGUGUGAACUUUAUUUGUAAAUUAAAAUGAUUGUGGUAAACAGUACAUCUAUUUUCUUUGUCA
Lampris incognitus (smalleye Pacific opah) is the source of this 2761-nucleotide messenger RNA. RefSeq names its product adhesion G protein-coupled receptor L4 (gene adgrl4). Gene Ontology annotation, molecular function: G protein-coupled receptor activity; calcium ion binding. The record is from RefSeq and is a predicted model, not a curated record. The coding region runs from base 41 to 2281 and encodes 746 amino acids. Gene Ontology annotation, cellular component: membrane. The transcript has 16 exons. Lineage: Eukaryota; Metazoa; Chordata; Actinopteri; Lampriformes; Lampridae. Gene Ontology annotation, biological process: cell surface receptor signaling pathway; adenylate cyclase-activating G protein-coupled receptor signaling pathway.